Messenger RNA from Gracilinanus agilis (Agile Gracile Mouse Opossum), 8886 nucleotides. RefSeq names its product FAT atypical cadherin 2 (gene FAT2). The transcript has 9 exons. The coding region runs from base 1 to 8886 and encodes 2961 amino acids. Lineage: Eukaryota; Metazoa; Chordata; Mammalia; Didelphimorphia; Didelphidae. Gene Ontology annotation, molecular function: calcium ion binding. Gene Ontology annotation, biological process: homophilic cell-cell adhesion. The record is from RefSeq and is a predicted model, not a curated record. Gene Ontology annotation, cellular component: adherens junction; plasma membrane.
AUGGCCAUCGUAGAGUUAGGUUUUGCACUUCUCCUGCUUUGCUGCUUGUCCUGUCAGAGGCUCCAGGAGAGCCCCAGUUCAUCAUCCUUGCACUUCACUCACCCCCUGUACAAUGCCACCAUCUUUGAGAACUCGGCUCCUAAGACCUACGUGGAGAGUCUUGGCAAGAUGGGUCUCUACUUGGCAGAGUCCCAGCUAGUGGUGAGAUACCGCAUAGUCUCAGGAGAUCUGGCUGGUAUCUUUAAAACCGAGGAGCACGUAGUGGGCAAUUUCUGCUUUCUGAGGAUAAGGACCAAAAGUGGCAACACAGCAAUUCUGAACCGGGAGGUUCGUGAUAGCUACACUCUUGUCAUUCAAGCCACAGAACAGACUUUGGGGUAUGAAGCAGAAACUCAUGUGCUGGUCCACAUCUUAGAUCAAAAUGACUUAAAACCAUUGUUCUCUCCCCCAUCCUAUAAAGUUGCCAUUCCUGAAGACACUCCUCUCAAAAGUGCCAUCUGCAUGGUAAGUGCUACUGAUGCUGACCUAGGCCAGAAUGCCGACUUCUAUUAUGCCUUCAAUGCCCGGUCAGAGCUGUUCACAGUCCAUCCCACCAGUGGUGUAGUGACUGUGACCCGAAAACUCAACGCUACCUGGAAAGGGAGGCAUGAGCUUCAGGUGCUGGCCGUGGACCGCAUGCGAAAGAUCUCUGAAGGCAAUGGAUUCGGCAACCUGGCCUCUCUGGUAAUCCAGGUGGAUCCAUCCCCCAAGAAACCACCAGCUAUUUCUUCAGUAGUGAUGACAUCACAGGAUGAUGCUGGGGACAAUGCCUAUGCCACACUUGUGGUGGAUGCGAAUGGCUCAGAAGCUGGGGUUGAAACAGUGAACAUUGUAGAUGGAGAUCCAGGGAAGCAUUUCAAAGUUAUCAGAUCAUAUGUUGGGAGCAACAAGUUUUCAUUAGUAUCCAUCAAAGACAUUGAUUGGUUAGAAUAUCGUCAUGGAUUCAACCUUAGUCUUCAGGCCAAAGGUAGAGGAAAGCCACCUUUGUAUUCCCAAAUCAGAGGCAUCCACUUACCUCCUUCCAAAUUAACCUCAGCCAGGUUUGAGAAGGCCAUUUAUAGAGUCCAGCUCAGUGAAGUUUCUCCUCCAGGCAGUCGUGUUGUGGUGGUUAAAGUCACUCCAGCCUUCCCAAGUCUGCAAUACAUUCUGAAGCCUACCUCAGAGAGCUCAGGAUUCAAGAUUAAUUCUCGAACUGGGCUGAUAACCACCACGAGGUUGAUGGACUUCCAUGAUCGAGCCAGAUACCAACUACACAUUGGAACCACUUUGGGUCAGGCUUCCACUACUGUGGUGAUUGACAUCAUUGACUGUAACAAUCAUGCCCCUGUCUUUUCUCAGUCUUCUUACCAUGGCACAUUUGAUGAAAAUCUUCCUCCUGGAACCAGCAUCCUAACUGUUACUGCCACAGAUCAAGACCAUGGGGAGAAUGGCUUUGUCACUUAUUCUAUUACUAGCCCGAGAGCUGUCCCUUUUACCAUAGACCCCUACUUGGGGGUCAUCUCCAUCACCAAACUGAUGGAUUAUGAGCUCAUGCAGAGGCUUUAUACUUUCCGGGUCUGGGCAUCAGACUGGGGAUCUCCAUUCAAUCGGGAGAGUGAAGUUUCCAUCUCACUCAUGCUCAAUAAUCUAAAUGACAACCAACCAAUGUUUGAGAAUGCCAACUGCAGUGGUACCGUCCCUUGGGACUUACGGGUGGGAGAAACAGUAGUCACCCUCUCAGCCAUAGACAUGGACGAACUUCUGAACCUGAGGUAUGAGAUUGUGUCUGGCAAUGAGUUGGAGUAUUUUGAUCUGAACCAUUUCUCUGGAGUGGUUUCCCUCAAACGUUCUUUUAAGGGUCUUCCUCCUGGUCAGCGUUAUUUCUUGGAAAUAACUGCCUCAGAUGGGGAUAAUUAUGCCUUGCCCACAUCUUUGAAUGUCACUAUAGUGGCCUCAGGCUCUCCAGUCCAUGUGCAAUGUGAGGAAACAGGUGUGCUGAAGCAUCUCACAGAGACCAUCAUCCAUUCUGUUGGAUCUCAGAUCCAGGAGCCUAGUUCUGAGGAGUUUACCUCCUUAAGCACAUUUCACAUCAACCACCACAGCCCUCAAUUUGAGGACCACUUCCCCCAGUCCAUUGACGUCUUGGAGGGUGUCCCCGUUAAUACUACUCUUGCACACCUGGCUGCUUCUGACCUUGACACUGGCUUCAAUGGAAAACUAGUCUAUGUCCUUGCGGAGGGCAAUGAAGAGAGCCGUUUUGAUGUAGAAUUGGAAACGGGACUGCUCAAGGUGGCUGCUCCCUUGGAUCAUGAGACCACCAGUUUCUAUAUCCUCAACGUGACUGUGUAUGACCUUGGCACUCCCCAGAAAUCAACUUGGAAGCAGCUGGCAGUGAAUGUGGGGGAUGAGAAUGAUAACACACCUAGAUUCCCCCCUGGUGGAUACCAGGUAGAGAUCCGAGAGGAUAUUGAAAUGGGAACCACAAUCGCCCAGAUGAAAGCAGAAGAUGCUGACAAUGAUGAUAAUGGAAGAGUCUGCUACACCCUGCUGAGCCCCACAGAUAAAUUUUCUGUUCAUACUCUCACUGGUGAGGUGGUGGUCACAGGGCCUUUGGAUAGGGAAUCACAGUCUCAGUAUGUGCUCAAGGUAGAGGCACGAGACCAGGCAAAGGUGGGUCAUCAGCUCUUUUCUAUCACAGACCUAGUGGUGACACUAAGUGAUGUCAAUGACAACACUCCACAAUGCAUCCCAGAACUGAGUCAAGUGAAAGUCCCUGAGGAUCUGCCCCUGGGGACUGUCCUAACCUUUCUGGAGGCCUUUGACCCAGACCUGGGCCCUGGGGGAGAGGUGAAGUAUACAUUGAUGGAUAACGCUCAGGGAACUUUUGGCCUGGAUCCACUAACAGGAGCGUUGAGCCUGGAGCGAGAGCUGGACUUUGAAAAAAAGACUUGGUAUAAUUUGAGCCUAUGGGCUAGCGAUGGUGGAAAGCCCAUGGCCCGUGGGGCAUCUUGCCAUGUACAAGUAACAGUUCUGGAUGUGAAUGAGAACUUGUAUCCUCCUCGAUUUGCCUCCUUUGUGUACCAGGGCCAAGUAGAAGAGAACAGCCUCCCUGGGACACUAGUGAUGUCAGUCACUGCUCAGGAUGCUGACUUUGGCCAGGAUGGGGUAAUCCAGUACUUCUUACGUGAUGGCACUGACCUUGCCACUUUCAGCAUUGAUCGGGACACAGGGAUGAUCCAAACCAUGAUGCCUCUGGACCGAGAGUUCUCCCCUCACUACUGGCUAACAGUAUUGGCUGUGGAUCAAGGAUCUGUGCCCCUCUCCUCUGUGACUGAAGUCUAUAUUGAAGUCAUGGAUACUAAUGACAACCCACCCCAGAUGUCAAGGCCUGUCUACUACCCUUCGGUCAAAGAAGAUGCCCCCAUGAACACUUCUGUUCUUCAGCUUGAUGCCUGGGAUCCAGACACUGUCUCCCAAGGGAAACUGACAUUCCAUAUCGUCAGUGGGAAUAAUUUGGGAUUCUUUGUCAUUAACUCUCUGACAGGUCUCCUUUCCACAGCUCGACAGCUGGAUCGUGAGAACAAGGCUGAACAUAUCCUGGAGGUGGCUGUACAAGAUAAUGGCAAGCCAAGCCUGCAGUCUACUUCUAGAGUAGUAGUGCGUGUCUUGGAUGUCAAUGACAACUCACCCACUUUCUCCCACAAACGCUUCAAAAUCCGUCUCCCAGAGCGGCAAGACUCUCCUGUACCAGGGCCCGUGUAUAGACUGGUGGCCUCCGACCAUGAUGAAGGCCCCAAUGGCAAAGUAUCCUAUAGCAUUGAGGAGAACUAUGAAGAAGCCUUCACCAUUGAUGCUGAGACAGGCUUGGUGUCUACCAGUGUCAACUUCCCUGCUGGCGAGUACAACAUCCUCACGAUCCAGGCAAUAGACAGUGGGCAACCCCCACGCUCCACCAGCGUCAGACUGCAUAUAGAGUGGAUCCCUCGACCCAGCCCUUCAGGAAAACUGUGGAUCUUUGAUGAGCCCCACUACAACUUUGAUGCUGUGGAGACUGACCCAGUGAACCACAUGGUGGGCAUGGUCAGUGUUGAGGAUCCACCUGGCCUGUUGUGGUUCAACAUCUCUGGUGGUGAUGAGGACAUGGACUUUGACAUUGAGAUGACCACAGGCAGCAUGGUUAUUGCCAGGCAACUAGACUCCAGGAGGAAGGCAAAUUAUAAUCUGACAGUGGAGGCGACGGAUGGCACCCGCACGAUCACUACCCAGGUUUUUAUACAGCUGAUCAUUAUCAACCAGCACCGACCCCAGUUCUUGGAAGCUCAAUAUGAGGUGAAGGUACCCCAAGGCACUCCCCCGGGGCUAGAGCUCCUCAGAGUCCAGGCCACAGACCAGGACAAGGGCAAGAAUCUUGUGUACACAAUCCAAGGAAGUUUGGAUGCCCGCAGUACCAAGCUUUUCCAGCUUGAUCCAAAUAGCGGCUCUCUGGUAACUGUGGGAAAACUGGACAUGGACUCAGGGCUUAGCCGCCACGUCUUGACUGUCAUGGUUCGGGAUCAGGAAAUACCUAUCAAGAGGAAUUUUGUAUGGGUGACUAUCCAAAUAGAAGACUGUAACCUCCACUCGCCUAGUUUCACCCAACUCCACUAUGAGACAACUACUUCCAUAACAGCCGCCCUGGGCACAGAACUGUUGCAAGUCAGAGCCCUGGAUGCAGACCGAGGAUUUAAUGGCCAAGUUCAGUACUCUCUCCAGGCAGGGAACAGUGAAAGUCUCUUCAGCAUUGAUCCCCACCUGGGAAUCAUCACAGUGGCUCAAAAACUUGACCUGAUGCAGCAAGACCAAUACAUGCUAACAGCGAGGGCUGAAGACCUAGGGUCCCCUCCACUGCAUGAUGUGGCUACAGUGACCAUUCACAUCCAUCCCUCUGACCACAGUGCCCCUGUCUUCUCUAUGGCGGAGUAUUUUGCAGAGAUCCCUGAAUCGGUCGCCAUCGGCUCUCCUCUUCUCUUAGUUUCAGCCUUGAGUACCUCUGAAGUCACCUAUGAAAUGAGGGAGGGAAACAAGGAUGGUGUGUUUUCCAUAAACUCCUAUUCUGGCCUCAUUUCUACCCAGAAGAAUCUGGACCAUGAGAAGGUCUCUUCUUAUCAGCUAAAAGUCCGUGGCAGCAACAUGGCAGGGGCCUUUGCUGAUGUCAUGGUGCUUGUGUACAUAAUCGAUGAGAAUGACAAUGCUCCCAUUUUCAUAAAUUCUUCUUUUGUAGGCCAGAUCAGUGAAGCUGCUCCAAUCCACAGCAUGGUUCUGGGUGAAUACAACCACCCUCUUGUGGUCCGUGCAACUGAUGCUGACACAGAUGCCAAUGCCUUGUUGGUCUAUGAGAUUUUAGAGCGGGAAGCCUUGAAGUUUUUCAAAAUUGAUCCCAGCAUGGGGACCCUCACUACUGUGAUGGAGAUGGAUUAUGAACGCAUCCCUUCUUUCAGCUUCAGCAUCCAUGUCCAUGACCAAGGAAGCCCCAUUUUAUUUGCUUCUAAGCCUGCCAGAGUCACAAUCCAUGUUAAAGAUGUGAACGAUUCUCCUCCAGUGUUUUCAGAAGAUGUGUAUGAAGUGACGGUCUUGUUGCCCAUCCAUCCAGGGAUGGAGCUCCUCCAAGUACAGGCCAUUGAUGCUGACUCAGUGGUCACUUAUAGCAUCAUUGCUGGAAAUGCUGAUGAUGCUGUCUUCAUUCACUCAGGCACUGGCCUCAUCUCUGUGGUGGAUGUGGCCCUUCUAGGUCAUUCUCGUGACUUCACUGUGAAGGCUUUUGAUGGCUUACACUACGAUACCUCAAUGGUGAAAAUUAACCUGACUGAAGCUCUUGUUACCACAUUAAAAUUUGACCAGGAUGUCUACACAGUAACUGUGAAAGAGAACUCCUGGGACACACAAGCUUUGAUCAUCAUGGGUGUUCAGGGCAGUCAGCUGAAUGAUACCCUCUCUUACUCUGUUUUGAAUGGAACAGACAUGUUCCAAAUGAUCCAGUCAGUGGGUGUGCUUCAGACAAAGGGUGUGGCAUUUGACCGUGAGAAACAAGAUGCUUAUGAAGUGGCUGUAGAAGUGAGGGAUGAUCGACACCCUCCAAGGGUGGCCCAAGCUUCAGUUAAGAUCUCCAUUGAAGAUGUCAAUGAUAACCCCCCGGAGUUCAGGCAUUUGCCAUAUUAUACAGCUAUUCAAGAUGGUACAGAACCAGGAGAUGUCCUUUUCCAAGUGUCUGCCACAGACCUGGAUAUAGGAGCGAAUGGGGCCAUCACCUAUGCAUUUGCAGAGGAUUAUGUGUAUUUCUGGAUUGAUCCCUAUCUUGGAGACAUUUCACUCAAGAAACCUUUUGAUUAUAGAGCCUUAAAUAAAUAUAUCCUAAGAGUCAUUGCUCGGGAUGGUGGUAACCCAUCCCUACAGGUUGAAGAAAAUGUGCUUGUCACAGUGAGGAAUAAAUCCAACCCACUGUUCCAGAGUCUUCAUUAUAAAGUCCAAGUACCUGAGAACAUCGAACUCUAUACUCCUAUCCUUCACACCCAAGCUCGGAGCCCAGAGGGACUACGACUGAUCUACAACAUCAUGGAAGAAGAAUCCUUGACACUGUUUACUGCAGACUUCAAGACUGGUGUAUUGACUGUGACAGGUCCGUUGGACUAUGAAUCUCAGACCAAGCAUAUAUUUACAGUCAGAGCUACUGAUACAGCUCUGGGGUCCUUCUCUGAAGCUACAGUGGAAGUCCAGGUAGAAGAUAUCAAUGAUAACCCUCCUGUUUUUUCCCAAUUGGUCUACACUGCUUUGGUCUCAGAGGGCUUGCCUGCCCAGACCCCUGUGAUCCAACUAUUGGCUUCUGACCAGGACUCUGGUAGGAACAAAGAUGUCUCUUACUGGAUCUUGGAGGAUGAUUCUGAGGAUUCCUCAUUCUUCCAGAUUGAUGAAAGUUCAGGGGAGAUGUCCACAACUCAGGAGCUGGAUUAUGAAACUCAGCAACAGUUCCAUGUGAAGGUAAGAGCCGUGGAUGAUGGGAUACCCCCACUCAGCGCAGAAACUCUCGUCAUUGUCAAUGUGUCAGAUGUCAAUGACAACCCACCUGCUUUCAGACAACCUCAGUAUGAGGCCAAUGUAAGUGAGCUGGCAACAUGUGGGCAACUGGUGAUUAAAGUUCAGGCUCUGGACCCUGACAGUGGGGACACCACCCGACUAGAGUAUUUGAUUCUCUCAGGCAAUGAGGACCGUCACUUUACCAUCAACAGCACAUCUGGAAUUAUUUCCAUGUUUAACUUCUGUAGGAAGCACCUAGACUCUGCUUACCAACUGAGGGUGGCUGCUUCAGAUGGGGUCUUCAGAACUGCUGUGCCAGUGUAUAUCAACACUACAAAUGCCAACAAGUACAGUCCAGAGUUUCGUCAGCAUAUCUACGAAGUUGAAUUAGCAGAAAAUGCUGAGAUAGGAACUAAGGUGAUAGAGCUAUUGGCUGUUGACCCAGAUGAUGGACCCUAUGGCACCAUAGAUUACACCAUCAUCAACAAACUGGCUAGUGAAAAGUUCUCUAUCAACUCCAAGGGCCAGAUAGCUACCCUUCAGAAAUUAGAUAGAGAAAACCCAACAGAAAAACUUAUGCCCAUUAAGGUCAUGGCCCGGGAUGGUGGGGGCAAAGUGGCUUUCUGCUCUGUGAAGACAAUCCUCACAGAUGAAAAUGAUAACCCACCACAGUUUAAGGCCUCUGAAUACACUGUGUCUGUCCAGUCCAAUGUCAGCAAGGGCUCCCCAGUCAUUCAGGUGCUGGCAUAUGAUGCAGAUGAAGGUGCUAAUGCAGAUGUCACCUAUUCGGUGGAUUCAGUGGAGGACUUGGCUGAUGAAGUCAUUGAGGUCAAUUCAGCCACUGGUGUAGUCAAGGUCAAAGAGAGCCUGGUUGGACUGGAAAAUCAGGCAUUUAACUUUAAAAUCAAAGCCCAAGAUGGUGGACCUCCCCACUGGGAUUCUCUUAUCCCUGUAAGACUUCAAGUGGUUCCUAAUGAAGUAACUUUGCCCAAAUUUUCUGAGCCUUCCUAUACUUUCUCAGUAUCUGAAGAUCUUCCUGAGGGAUCUGAGGUUGGGCUAGUUAAAGCAAUUGCUGAAGAUCCCAUCAUCUAUAGUCUGGUGAAAGGUACAACCCCUGAAAGUAAUAAAGAUGGUGUCUUCUCCUUGGACCAGGAAACAGGAGCUCUAAAGGUGAAGAAGGCUAUUGAUUAUGAGACAACAAAAUGGUACCAGAUUGAUGUGAUGGCUAAUUGUUCCCACCAGGAGACUGGUUUAAUCUCCUUGGUUUCUGUCAACAUCCAAGUGAAAGAUGUCAAUGAUAAUAAGCCUGUCUUUGAAGCUGAUCCAUACAAGGCUUUCCUUACAGAGAAUAUGCCAGUGGGAACCACAGUCAUCCAGGUUACUGCCAAUGACCAAGAUACGGGUGUCAAUGGUGAGGUUACAUAUAGCCUGGCUCUUGAACAGGGAAAUGCUGCUGCUGAACUCUUUGCCAUCAACAGUGAGAAUGGCUGGAUCACUACACUCCGUGAACUUGACUGUGAAGUACAAGAAACCUAUAGCUUUUAUGUGGUUGCCUCAGAUCAUGGUCGGACUAUUCAGCUGUCAUCCAAAGCCCUGGUGGAAGUCACCAUUACGGAUGAGAAUGACAAUGCCCCUCAGUUUGCCUCCGAGGUCUACAGAGGGUCAGUGAUCGAGAAUGGUGAACCUGGAGAACAUGUGGCCACCCUAAGGACUCUUGAUGCAGAUAUUUCAGAGCAGAACAGACAGGUCACCUGUUACAUCACAGGUAAGGUCAUCAGACCUGACUUUGGAAUCAAGCGGCCAGGUCGAGAGAGAGCCUAG